Molecule: messenger RNA, 1695 nt
Organism: Epithele typhae
Lineage: Eukaryota; Fungi; Basidiomycota; Agaricomycetes; Polyporales; Epitheliaceae
Product: family S53 protease-like protein
Exons: 7
Coding region: 1-1695 (564 amino acids)
Biological process (GO): proteolysis
Molecular function (GO): tripeptidyl-peptidase activity; serine-type endopeptidase activity
Source: RefSeq, a predicted model, not a curated record
AUGGUUGCAGCCGGCCUGCUUGUUCUGUCCCUCGUAGCGUUUGCGCAGGGCGCGCCCACCCCGGACGUGAUGCGCGUGCACGAACGCCGUGCCGCGCCGCCCAACGGCUUCGUCAAGACCACCCCCGGCGCGGACGCGGAUAGCGCGGUCGUCAGCCUGCGCAUCGCGCUCAAGAGCGACCCCGCGCCCCUCCACAAGGCCCUGCUCGACGUCAGCACGCCCGGGAGCGCGAACUACAGGAAGUUCCUCACCAAGGCCGAGACCGAUGCUCUUGUCGCGCCGAGCGCGGACGGGCUCGCGGCGAUCGACGCGUGGCUGUCGUCCGCCAACGUCACUUCCACCCCUGCGGCCACGAACCAAUGGCUGAACAUUGACGUGCCCGUCGCGAGUGCCAACGCCCUUCUCGAUGCCGACUUCCAGACGUACACGAACGCAGAGACCGGGAAGACUGCCAUCCGCACCCUCGCGUACUCCCUUCCGAAGAGCGUUCAGCCGUUCGUCGACUUCGUCUUCCCCGCGACCUCCUUCCCAGUACAGUCGGCUAAGGGCGUCGCCGCAGUGCACCAUGCUCGUGCUCCCUUGAACCCGGCGCACCCCGUGCGCGCGGCCGUGGCAGCAAGCUGCGCGGACACGGUCACCCCGACGUGUCUCCAGGCUCUGUACAACAUCCCGACAGAUCCUGCGACCUCUGCCAAGAACACGCUCGCGGUCAGCAGCUUCGUGCAGUCGAACGCGAGCACGACAGAUCUGUCCGACUUCCUCACCAGCUUCCGCCCGGACCUAUCGAGCCAGCCCUCGUUCGAAGUCACGUCGGUCGAUAAUGGAGUCAACGAUGAGACGGACCCGAGUGUAGAAGGAAGCCUUGACAUCCAGUACACCGUCGGCAUCGCCACCAACGUGCCCACGACGUUCUUUGUCGUCGGCGAGAACAACGACGGCGAUGUUGGCGGCUUCCUCGACCUCGUCAACACAUUCCUUGCCGCGAAGACCCCUCCCACCACGUUCACGACGAGUUUCGGCUUCCCUGAGGAGCUUAUCUCCGCUGAUCUCGCGCAGAACCUCUGCAACGCCUACGCUCAGCUCGGUGCUCGCGGUGUCUCGGCCUUCUUCUCAUCAGGCGAUAGCGGCGUCGACGACGGCCAAGGCGGUACAUGCACAACGUUCCGCCCUACCUUCCCCGCGAGCUGCCCCUUCGUGACCGUCGUCGGCUCCACGACCGGUAUCUCGCCCGAGACUGCAGCCGACUUCUCCUCGGGCGGCUUCUCGAACGUCUUCGAUCAGCCCUCCUACCAGGCCGACGCCGUCGGGAACUACCUCUCUCUCCUCGGCAACACCAACGCCGGUCUCUUCAACACCACCGGGCGCGGCUACCCCGACGUCUCCGCGCAGGGUGUUAGCUACCAGGUCAACAUUGGCGGCACCGUGUCGCCCGUGAGCGGCACGAGCGCGAGCACCCCGCUCUUCGCGAGCAUCGUGUCCCUGCUCAACGACCGGCUCAUCGCCGGCGGAAAGUCGCCGCUCGGGUUCAUGAACCCCUUCCUUUACGCUGGCGGCCAGGUCGCGCUCAACGACGUUGUGUCGGGGAGCAACCCCGGCUGCGGCACGGACGGCUUCCCGGCGAAGUCCGGGUGGGAUCCUGUUACUGGGCUAGGCACUCCGGACUUCAAGAAGUUCUCCACCCUCCUUGGUAUCUGA